Messenger RNA from Cladophialophora bantiana CBS 173.52, 1254 nucleotides. RefSeq lists its product as uncharacterized. The transcript is spliced from 2 exons. Bases 1 to 1254 code for a protein of 417 amino acids. NCBI's taxonomy places the organism in Eukaryota, Fungi, Ascomycota, Eurotiomycetes, Chaetothyriales, Herpotrichiellaceae. The record is from RefSeq and is a predicted model, not a curated record.
AUGAGCAGCGUGGACCGGCUGUCCAAAAUCGCAGAGCGGGUCGACCUUGCCAGCCAAGUGCGUACCCUCGAGGUCCAUAGGCACUAUCUCAAAGCCCUGCCCUUUGACGAAUGCAUUAGGGUUGGCCAUUUGGCGGGACGGCUGCGAAGCAUGCAUCCUCUCGACGCGGCUUUGUACGCUCUCAAACUCUCACGCGCAUACAAGGACGAGCUGGAUGCCCAGUUGCGCUUCUCGACCGACGGCCCUGCUUUGCUCUCGAGCUCGCUGAAGAAGUUUCCGCGGCUAGAGUGUUUCGUGCACCGCAGCCCGCCGUCUCGGACGGAGGAGGGAGACUGUCUCCUUGACGAAGACUCUGACCUAUUGAGAAGGACGGGAAUAAGAACCCUGGAUGGCGGAACACAAUAUCUGCUCAUGAACUCGGCGUUGCAAAAGUGUCGCGGUCUAAAGCCUGUUUCCAUUGACUUGCCGUCGUUCUAUUGGUGGGAGUUCUACAACUGCAUGGAAAUCCCACAUGCAAAAGAGCUUUUUGAGAGGUGUCCUCUCACUCCAGGAAACUCUCAUUGGAAGAAAGGCCUGGCCAAAUACUUGGCCCAACUAGCGGGAUACCUGCCUGCGGCCGAACACCUAUGGCUCGGGUUCGAUGAAUUGCCUGCAGGACAUCAGAGAACCCAUGUUGUUCGCGGCUAUGCAUUGACGAGGAUGACUAGCUUGCUGCUCCGUUCCCCGGUAACCCCUGAGACUUUCUUACCCAGAUUGAAUAGCCUCACUCUAGAAAACACGGCGGUCCGCUUGAACGUCCUGUGCGAUUUCAUCGCGCAGCACUCCAAGCCGCUCCGAUCACUUAGCAUCAUCAACAUCCGCCUGAGCGGCGCUGGUGGCACGCCGUCGUCGCCGAGUGGAGGAAUUCUGGCAUUGGUGAUGAAAUUGAUCCUGUUCCUGAACAAAGAGACCCAGCUGGAUCGCUUUUCCAUGCAAGGCGCUUUUCUGGCUUCCGAUGGAUCCAGGUUGUUGUGCUCUCCGAAGGGCAAGGACAGUAUCUUGCACGAGGUCGAGGAAUACGUCUGUCACCGCCGCGGUGAUUUUCCUUUCCACAACCCCGAGAUGUUCCUGCAAGCGCUCGAUACCUGCUGGCGCUCAGCCACGGUGGCGGGAAACAAGGUCACAAUCCCUGGUCCGCACAAUUGCAGGUUGGAGAUAACGCUUGGGAGCGACGAUUCGUGGUAUAUCGAGGCGCCGGACUCUCUGCACCCUUGA